This is a messenger RNA of Porites lobata, 7400 nucleotides long. NCBI's taxonomy places the organism in Eukaryota, Metazoa, Cnidaria, Anthozoa, Scleractinia, Poritidae. The record is from the annotation of a GenBank genome assembly.
AAUAUAUCUCAAUCGGCUGAAUAUAAACUGCGAAGAGCUCUGUUCAAUGGAUACGACAGAAUGGUCCGGCCAGUAUUACAGCCAUCUGAUGUUAUUAAUGUUACGUUUUUGGUUGAGUUCACGGCGCUGAGUGAAGUGGUAGGUUGGUGUUAAAAGUAAUAUAUCAUGCAUCAGACGCAGUGUUUCAUGAAACACUGAGAAAAGAGUUGAAAAUACGACGCGCAGCGGAAUAUUUUUGACGAACUUCGAUGUGUUUCAUCUGGUGGUGAAACACUGAGUCGAAUGCUUGAUAUUACUUCUCAAACAAAAUGAUUUUAGAAGGAGAAAUUAAGGACGCAAAAAUGAGCAGUGUUUCAUCUGAUUUCCAAAACCUCAUUAAACAUAAAAUUUCCUUUGUAUUUUCUUGAUUAAUGAGUUUGAGAAGUAAUUAUUUAAUUUAUAUAGUUUUGAUCAAAUAGCUCAAUCAUAUUUACUAAAAGAUCACUCAAAAUUGUUUGCAAUAUGCCAUAAUCCCUAAUCGUAUUCAGAUUGAAUUACCGAAAACAUUAAUGGGCAGGCACAUUAAUACGUUAUGCCGCGACCACAAGUAAAAUUAAUUAAUAAUUAUUGGAUGAGACUGAGUAUGAUAUGAAAAAUUAUGCAGAUCGGGGAGGGUGUUACCUGCCGAGGCCUUCCUCGAUCAUACGAUACAUUACUGAAACCUGCUUACAUCGAUCGAUGUUACUUAUGGCUGUCUGUCAUCUCCCUAUCCAUCGGCAAAUUAAGGAUAUAAAGGGAUAUCUUUAAUGCAGCAUAUAUUCUUCAAAUAGCAAUUGUCAUCCGUUGAAUUUUUAGUUUUGUUUGUAUCUGUGUUUUCAGGUAGUUUAGUUAUUCUACUCCGCAAAAAGUGUGAAAUUUUCUGCCAUUUUCCGCACGUAGCAAGCAUCCCCUCUUCUGGCAAUGCCGUACUAUUGCCUUAAUUCAAUAUACUGGAUAUCACAAACUACAAAAUUUGGUCAACGCCAGCUCGUUAAGAAGUAUUAGCCGGGAGAUUCGGGCCAAUCAGAAAGAAUAAAUAUUUUGGAUGAAUACCUGUCACAAAUGCCUGCAGGAGGGUGCCCAGGAAGUUUUGAAAACUAACGACAUACACUGGAGUAACAGGUCUUUUUAUCGCUGAAAUUUGAGACGAAAUUCACUUCACAUGGAUGCUAAACUUUAAAAAAUGCGUCCUCAAUGGUUUUAUUCAGUUGUCAUUGCUAACUUAACACUGGACUACCCAUGAAAAGUCUUGCUGACUUUAAAUAGGGUGUAACAACUGUAACGAUAAGUUUACCCUUAAGUCUAUAAGGUACACUUAUUUGAAGAUUUCUUUUUCAAGAUUCUCAUUUCUUAAUUAAAAACAGUUUUUUUUAUUUUCCAGAACAACAAGGAUCAAGUCAUUACUACAGACACUACAGUCACGCAAGUAAGGACCCGCGAAAUAUCGUUAAUUUUCUAAGAAGACACUUCUCUAGGGUCAAAACUUUACAGUCAAUAGAGACAGGAAGUAGGUUAAAAAAGCCAUCAAGGGUGAAACCCAGAGACUCAAAUUAAUUCUUUAUCUCAAUGCUUUCUUAAUCCCUCUUUCCCACACAUCACUUGACCAACACGCUUUUGCCGCCCAACUGACAUAAAUACGUUAUAUACACAAUAAUAAAUAAAUUUAAAUAUAUUUGUUUUUUGCACUUUCGCAUUAUUUGGCUUUGCUCUCUUUUCUUAUAAAUAAUUUAGUAGCUUAUUUUUCAUGUUGUAUGCUUUCUUUUUGUAUUUGUAAUUUGUAUUUUGAAUUUGUAAUCAGUCUGGUAUUUGUCAGUGCAUGUAUUAUUAGUAAUAUAUUAAUGAGUGAUAUUGUAAUGUAUUGUAAUGUCAAAUGAAAGAAAAUGAAUGAAAAAAUUUGAAAAUUUUUUUUUUUAAAAUGUAGGGCAGCUUAAAUAGUCUAAAUACGUAGUACAACCUGUUGUAAAAAUACUCAGACACGGACGAAAAACCGGCCUUUUCCCUUCAAAUCGCUGCUAGUCACACAUUUACUCUCCUCCCCCCACCCCCCACAAAGUUUUUACUCCUAGUUUUGAACAUGGUCUUGUAUUGCUAACAACUUUGAGAAGGGGAGAUCACAGGCACAUGGAAAGGCCAUUUAACUUGAAACCCAAUUAAGGUACAGUGGCUCAAGUAUCUUUGCAACUGGUUGCCAUCUUUUUGACACGGAACAAAUAGUACCCAUGCACAGUAAUUUUCAAGGAGUUAUAAUAACUCGUCUAGUGGGACUAAUUUAACUCCUUACAGUGGAGUUAUUUUUUGGGGAGUUAUGUUAACUCCAAAAAGGAGUUUAAAAAACUCUUUUUCAGAAGUAAAAGUGACCCCAGAUAUUGAGUUAAAAUAACCCCAAAAAAGGAGUUAUCCUGUACCUAAAAUUUUUACUCCACUUUCAGAGUUAAAUUAACUCCAAAAAGAGUAAAAACAACCCAUGUUAGGAGUAAAAGUAACCCCAUUUCGGAGUUAUUUUAACUCCAGACUGGGAGUAAAAAGAACUCUUUUUCAGGAGUAAAAAUGAUCCCAAAUUCGGAGUUAAAUUAGGAGUUAAAAUAACCUCAAAAAAGGGGUUAUCCUGCACCUAAAAUUUUUACUCCAUUUUUGGAGUUAUAAUAACUCCCUAAAAAUGCGGUGUACAUUUAACGGUGACACCCAAAAGAAUAGCUGUAAAAUAGCGAUGCAGCUCUUUGUCGUUUGGGAGCAAAACAUGUUGUUUUGAAAUACAAUCUCUUUAAAAAUCAGGGAACUUUCAAAAUGAAGGUUGACUCUGUCUGCCCAUUUUUUUCUCUAUGCUAACAGAAGUGGACGAAUCCGUUUCUUCAAUGGAAUGCUGCGGAUUAUGACGGAAUAAAGCAAAUCCUAGUUGAACCAAAGGAGAUAUGGGUGCCAGACAUCGUUCUGCAGAACAAGUUAGUCUAAGAAAUUGCGUUUAAAGCUUUUUCAGUUCCAGUGGCCGAGCGAGCGACGAAGUCGCGAGAGGCUUUGUCCCCGCGCCAUAUUAAAUCAGACGAAGGACUUAUUGAAAGUCUACACAGUAAAUCAAUAUAGCCAAGCAUUGACUGGGGGACUUCAAAGAUAUAUAUCUUUCUUUCCACGACUUAUUAUUUUUUACAGGUAUUCACAUUCAACUGAGGACGUCGUCACUUAACUCUUAUUUAUUUUUCUUGUUUUAUUCAUUAGUCCUUGUUUUACGUACGUUAUGUUUUUCUUAUAACGCAAUGUUGCCUCACACGUCGUGAAUAUCUUUCUUUCUUUCAGUGCAGACAGCUUAACCAUUCAAGCGGGUUAUUUGGAGAAAUUUCGAAGUUUUGUCACUGUGCAGAACAAUGGGGAAAAUACAUGGUUUUCCCCUGCAACCUUUAAAAGUACAUGCCCUCUCAACGUACAGAAGUUUCCUUUCGACACACAGAAGUGCAAAAUGGAGUUUCGAUCGCUUACAACUGACAGCUCGCUCAUGGUCAUCUACACAAAAAAGAUCGAAAGCGAUGAACCUAGUGAAGGUGAGAUAGCCAGAUAGGAUCAGAUUGAUUCUUUGUCAUCAAAGCUAGCUUAUGUCACUAUUGCACGGAUGGAAAAAGAAACAAACAAUCAAAUAGAACAAUUGGUGGAAUAUAAAAACUAUCGUCACCACUAACAAUAUUGUCGCCAGCUUUACAAUCAUUAUUAUUACCACGAUCCUCACUGGAACACCAUCCUCGUCAACAUUACUAUAAUCUUCCUUCUCUUCUUCCUCCCCAUUAUCAUCUGCGUCACUGCUACGACAUGAAUCAACCUCCUCAAUUUUAACAUUGCCUUCCUCUGGCUCCUUAUAAUCAUCACUCGAUCGUCAUCCUCUUCGCCUUCUCCUCCUCCUCCUGGUCAUUCCCAUCGUCAAGAUCAGCCAGUCGGCAUCCUCCCUCCCCCCUCUCUUCUUAAUCCUCCGUCUCAUCCCAAUGACCACGCCCUUCCUCUAUCGCAAUCAUUGUUAUUAACACCAUAACCAGUCCACUUUGAUUCAUCAUUUAUUCCCCAACACUUUGAUAAAGACAGAAUAAAUCAAUUCCGACCAAUAUCGGUUCCAGUCGAGUCACAUCAGAGAUUAUAAUUUCGAAAACAGGAAUGCUUUAUAGUACUAAGGCGAUUGAAGUGUUGAAAACCGUAAAAACUAAUUGAUUAAUCUAUCCGUAAACUGGUGAAUCCUGUACCACUAAUCUGACCUAACUUGAACUCAAAACCAAAACAUUUACUCCUUCAUUUCAACAGAGCUUAAUCUCACCACAAGCAACGGUUACUGGUCGCUGAGAGGCAUAGAGAUUAAGUCCAAAGACCACUUCCAAGGACGUAAAUUCAGCGAGGUUCUUGUGUCGUUUUCUAUCGGACGCAAGCCCAUGUUCUUCCUUCUCUUCUCAUUCGUGCCUUGCAUGAUAAUCGGUUUGCUGAUUCUUGUUAGCUUCUUCAUUCCGGCGGAGAGUGGUGAACGUAUUGGCCUGUGCGCCACCAUUUUGCUAGCUGUCAGCGUUUACCUUCUUGUUGUUACGGAACAGUUGCCUGAGCAGUCAGACACAAUGCCGUUGAUUGGUAUUUACUUUAUAGUGAUCAUGUUUGAAAUUGGAUUGGCGCUGACCGCUACUGUUCUGGUACUGAUGGCUCAUCACGCCACGUCAGAGCCUCCAAGCUUUUUGACCUGUUUAAUAGGUUAGUAAUGUUUUUGGAAAGAUACCUGUAAGUUCUGUAUAUGGAAGUCGAUACAACCCACUUCUAGAAUCGACCUUUUUACCGAUACGGCAGCCAUAUUGAAUUUAUUAGAUUUAAGGAGUAUUAUGGGAUGUCCAGGGGACAUGAGCACGAUCCGAUAUACUCACUUGGUAUUUACGUGCGCUUUUCGGGCCAAUUUUUCUUUAAGUUUUCCUGGAAAAAGAUUGUAAUGGGAAAAAAAGAUCGUUGUGCCGUGUUUGGAUGUAAUAAUGAUCGCCUUUUUCCCGAGAAAUAUACAGUGAAGUUCUCUUUUUGCCAGAAAAGCGCGCGUAAAUACCGAGCGAGUGCCCCCUGGGCAUAAUACUCCUUAAAUCCAAUAAAUUCAAUAUGGCCGCCGCAUCGGUAAAAAGGUCUAUUCCGUUUAUGGUAUGCUACGCUCGCUGUUCUAGCCAAAUCUAGGAACGAACCUGUAUGCAAGGAUGGUUUUCAUGUAAACACACUGAUCACUUAUUGUUCAGGGCCGAGUUGUUCAAAGCUGGGUUAAGAUAAACCAAGGUUAGUGCGAUAUUUGAAUUCAGAUAUGAAAGCUUAGAAAGCAUUUCAGUUUUAAUUCUUUUUGUCUACAAGCUGAUGAUUGGAAGCUCUAAAAUAGCACAGAAAAUUAUCCGAGAAAAUGCUUUUGAACACAAGAAAAAGAAACCUGGGUUAAAUUUAACCCCGGGUUAAGCGCUAAUCGGUCUUCGAACAACUGGUCCCAGGGGAUCGGGAAAUUCAUUCCAAAGUACCUCGGAUAUGCCAGGACCGUGCGUACGACUGGCUAGAGCGAGGACAGAAUUCUAUACAAAGGUGAUACGAUCUGCAGAGUUAUAGAAACCAUGCUUUACAUGGCACUUCAUGUUACUCUUAAGCCAGGUGAGUUUUCACUAGCGCAAAAGCAUGAGCAUAAGCAUAAGCACAAGCGCACGUGUAAGCAAGUGAAAACUGGGUCGGCAUAAGUAUAAGCACAAGAAAAACGGACAAGAUCGUUCUUCUUGUGCUUGUGCUUAUGCUUAUGUCGUAGCUUUGACUAGUGAAAACGGGGUCGAGAUAAGCACUAGCAUAAGCACAAGGCCUUUGACCAAUCAUAGAUCACUUUGACCAGAACUCAUGCGAACAUAUCAAAAGCAGUAUGGCGGACGAAGCGUCCGCCAUCUUGUUUAUAAUCGGGUUCAGGAGAGCUGGUAAUUGAGUCAAAUAUGCCAUUCUGCUCGUGCGUAUGUCCUUAUGCUCAUGCUUACGGGCUAGUGAAAACCAGGGUUUAACAAGCGCUCCUCUAUCGUUCUUAAAUUUAUAAAAUCAUACUCGUCGAGCAGAAAUGACAAAUAGAUUAGGGAUCGAAGCAGUACUGUUAAAUUUAAAGCAUAUUAAUGAAAUGAGUCAUCAAAACGUAUUUAUUUUAUGUGGUACGAUCGACGUAAAAUUUUUGUAUGCGUGAAAAUCUUGCCCAGACUCACGAGGUAGUCUUUGUGUAGAUAGCUAUACAGUUGACUCCCCAUAACUCGAACUACGCGAACUCGAACCAAAAUCGAUUAAACCCUGGAUUUCCUUCAUACAUUUACUGUAAUUUUACCCUCGGCAACUCGAACCCUCGAUAACUCGAACCUCCCGAAGUAACUUGAAGUAAUUUUUGUUUCCCUGACAGAUCAUUUCUAUAAAAAUUUACCCUCCAAAACUCGAACCAUGUUUUGAGCACUUAAAAAGUCGGGAAAACAAAAAACAGUGUACUGGCGUUCGAAACAUUGAAUUGUGAAUUUCCCAUUGACGUGUUGUAGGCAUAUAGUUUACAAAAGGAGGCUGACGUUGUUUGUAACAAAUCUAACGUGACACAGCUUUACUUCUCAAAACAGUAAACGUAUGCUCUAUUAGGCUAUGUUUUGUUACGUUACGUUCUGAUAUAUAAUCUUGAAUUGUUUUUCAAUUUUCAUUUAAAAUCUAUACAAUUAAAUGGAUUAAAAUGUUCACUAUACAGUAAAAACUGGUUUGCCCUUACUUCCGGCUAUUUGCUUCUAGCUCCCGAUAACUCGAACUUUUUUCGAUUUCCCUUGGGGGUUCAAGUUAUUGGGCGUCGACUGUAUAUACAGGAUAAUAGCGUGGCUGUUUAGUUAAGCCUGGCCCUCACUAGCGACGCAAGCGCAAGUAGUAGCAUAACUAUAGGAAGCUUGCGCGCUUGCGAGGACGGUGUGACAUAAUUUAAGCUAGAUUUAUAGGGAUAAGAAGAACGCAAGGUUUUGAUACUUCUCUUUGUGUUUAUGCCGUUAUCUUUAAGUGCCAUGCUAUUCGUAUGCUCCUGUUUAUGCCACGCAUGACAUUUCUUUUCAGUUUUAAACGGGAUUGCUUGCUGCAGAGGAAGGAGAACCAAAGGCGGUAAGCUAUCCGCAACAUCGCCGGUCACGGAUGUGACUAGUAACCAAAACAGUGGAAUGAAAGCAGAAGAAGAACUUGAUGAAUUAGAGUCGGGCGAUGCCAAUCAGAUGACAAAAAGGACAUCAGUUGCCGUUGGCGCAAGCUCAGUAAAAGAGGACGAAACCAAUCAAGAAACGUGGAAAGAGAUUGCUCGCGCGCUGGAUCGCAUCUUCUUCUGGUUCUUUUUGGCGUUGUUUGUGGUGUCCUCGAUUGCAAUUUACGGUCAAGCGGGUUGA